AAACUGAGGCAACAUCGAGAACUCACCGGAAAAAAUGGAUGCCGGAGCUGAAAUUGAUGUGGUUCAGCCGGUGGAGAACGAUUCCGCGGCGGAAACUGGUCCAACCCAAGACCACGGUGGAAGAUCGGAGCCGUCGUCGUUGAACCAAGGGGAGAUUUUGAGAACACUUGCUACGGUGGAGAAGGAUUCGCAGGCAAUCGCGGAGAGCUUUUCGUCUCUCUUUGUUUCCCUCCGAUCAACUCUCUCUGAGGCUACUGGUAGCUCGGUUGAUCACAUGACUUGCUUUGGAGAUGCAGCGGGACGGCUUCAGGAAAAUGCCCUAGAUGCAGCUACCAAAGGGAACCGGUACAUCAACUCUUGCCUCAGACUAAACGAAGAAAUUAAAGGCGUUGAGAAUUUGGCUGCUCGGUUAAAGCACCUGAGGAAAAAUGUAGAUGUUCUUGACACGGCUUCUCUUUUGGAUAGAAUUUCCAAAAUCGGUGGUAAGCUGUCUCCAGCUCCUACUUUACCAGAAGUACAGCUCUCUCAAUAUGUUCCCUCUUUGGAGAAGAUUGCUACCCUGAAGUUGCUUCAACAGGUUAGUGCACUCAUGUUUCUGACCUGGUACAAUAACAAUUACGAAUCUAGCUCAGUUGGUCCUUUCUUCGACUUCUCAACGGAUGAGACGAUAUCAGCUGAUGCUGUAAGAAACAAUUUCGUUGACAUGAAAGUUGAUCACAUAAAGGGUGUUGUAAUUUUUGGAAAUCUGAGUAAUGAGUCUGAUGGGCUGAAAGAACCUCUGGCUAUUUUUGCUGAGACUAUGAACAAAGUAAGAUCGAUGUUAUUUCCUGCCCCAAGUAAAGCAUCAAAGGUUGGUGACGUAGUACCAAAUCUAGAGGAGACUGUAGAAAAGGAGCACAAAAGACUGCUUACUCGGAACUCAAUCAUUGAAAAGAGGAAGGAGGAACAAGGGCGUCAGCAACUAGAGAUGGAACUUGAAGAGAAGCAGAGAAAGCUUAAGCUUCUGAAGCUAACCAAUGAGACAGAACAGAAGAGACUUGCGAUAGAGCUUAAGGAGAGGAGAAGACACAGAAUUCUUAGGGGGAUAGAGGAGAAAGUAACAAAGCAAACCGUGAUGGAGAAGGCCAUGAGUGAGAAGCGCAAGGAAGAUCAAGAAAUGGAGAUGAAGCUCCAAAAACUUGCCAAAACUAUGGAUUAUCUGGAACGGGCAAAGAGAGAAGAAGCUUCCCCUAUGAUCGAAGCUGCAUAUCAGCAACGACUAGUAGAGGAAAGGAAUUUUUAUGAACAUGGGCAACAGAAUGAGGUCGAGCUCAGCAAGGAACGUCUUAAGAGUGACCUGAAGGAGAAAAAAAGGUUGGCCAGAAUGUUGGAUAAUAAGGAAAUAUUCCAAGAUAGGGUGAGUAGUCUUCAACAAGCUGAGUUUGAGAGGAUAAGAAAAGAGAAAGAGGAGCAUAUUGGCCAAAUAAUUCAAGCCAGGAAACAAGAAAGCGAUAGUAAGAGGAAACGGAUAUAUCAUUUGAAAUCUGAAGAGGAAAGGAUAAAAAAGCUUCAGGAAGAAGAGGAAGCUCAUAGGCGUGAAGGUACGCCCUCGACUUCCAUAGAAAAAAGAUUUGGUCAUUUUAGCUCAUUAGGCCUCAGUGAAGAAUAAUUUAGUCAUGAUUUUCCCAAGAUUUAAAAGUGUGUAAGACUCGUUUUCAGUUGUGUAAAACCUUUUGCAUUGAAUAAGCUUUUAUUUUCUAG
Molecule: messenger RNA, 1740 nt
Organism: Arabidopsis arenosa
Lineage: Eukaryota; Viridiplantae; Streptophyta; Magnoliopsida; Brassicales; Brassicaceae
Source: the annotation of a GenBank genome assembly